Messenger RNA from Mucor mucedo, 1146 nucleotides. RefSeq names its product cytokine-induced anti-apoptosis inhibitor 1, Fe-S biogenesis-domain-containing protein. Gene Ontology annotation, molecular function: iron-sulfur cluster binding. Lineage: Eukaryota; Fungi; Mucoromycota; Mucoromycetes; Mucorales; Mucoraceae. Gene Ontology annotation, cellular component: cytoplasm. The transcript has 2 exons. The coding region runs from base 60 to 1046 and encodes 328 amino acids. The record is from RefSeq and is a predicted model, not a curated record. Gene Ontology annotation, biological process: iron-sulfur cluster assembly.
AAAUUCUUUAGUUUUCUAUCUUUCUUUUUCUUACUAAAAAAAAAUUACUUACAUUAACAAUGUCAUUUGAUUCACUUCACACUGGAGAUAAGGCAUUAUUCGUUGCACCUGCAACUGUUGACCAAAACACAUUUGUUCAAGUCAAGGACUCUGCUCAAACCAAAGUAGGAGAAACUGGACAAGUUUCAUUUGAGGUGAUGGAUCGUGUUGCAGAAGCUCCCUUGAACAAGUCAAGCUACAAUGUGAUUUACUCCAACUUGUUUACGCCUUCUGUCUCGAUUCACACACCCGACAUGUUAUCUCGUUACUUGACGACCUUGACGUCAGGCGGCCAACUUGUGUUGCAAGAAGUUGUGUUACUUGUGGAUUUGGCAAACACGAUCUGUCCCAUCACACGUCAAUCAGGCGAUUUAGAGUCCAUGUUGAAAUUGGCAGGUUUUGUAGACGUGACAGUCAAGUCGGUCACACCUGUCUCUGAUAAAGAUCUGGCUGCCUUCUUUCAUUUGUGGGGUACCACCAAGAUUGAGCAAGGAGUGAGUCGACUCAGUGGUAAAUUUGGCAUUACACACAUCGAAGCCAAGAAACCUGCAUACGAAGUAGGACAAAAGAUGAAGUUAAAUUUCAAAAAGAAGCCUACUGGCACCGUCAAGAAAGCAGUGGUGUGGGCUAGUGUGAAUAGUGAUGAUAUUGAGGAUGAAGACCUUUUAUUAGAUGAAUCGGAUCGAGUAAAGCCUAGUAAAGAAUCUUUGAGUCGACCUGAUGAUUGCGAAUUGACUGAUGGAAAGAGAAAGGCUUGUAAGAAUUGUACAUGUGGUAGAGCAGAAGAAGAAGCAAAUGGCGUGGUUUCAUUGGAUAUGAUGGAUGAUAUGCAAGAGGAUGAAAUUGUCGAAGUGGAUCCUACACCAAAGAAGAAGGGUUGUGGUAGUUGUACUUUGGGUGAUGCCUUUAGAUGCUCCACCUGUCCUUACUUAGGUAUGCCUGCUUUCUCGGCAGGUGAAAAUGUUGCUUUGGGUGGCAUGUUUGCUCAAGAUGAUAUCGAAUUCUAAAUAACCUUACUCUCAUAAACCUCAUACCUUUUUUUUUCUUAUAUAUAUAAUUGUAUAAUAACCCUCUUUCACACACACACACACACACUUUUUUUUUAUA